Messenger RNA from Paramecium sonneborni, 1697 nucleotides. NCBI's taxonomy places the organism in Eukaryota, Ciliophora, Oligohymenophorea, Peniculida, Parameciidae. The record is from the annotation of a GenBank genome assembly.
AUGAAUGAUAUUCAUAAAGGAUAACUAAAAGAUGGUCCAUAAUUAAAAUAUAUAAGUUAUGAAGAUAAAUUAGAGUUCAAUCGAAAUGUAAGAUAAUGGCAUAAUAAAUUUGUUUAUUAAUAAUUUGAUUUAAGUGGAUUGAAAGGAAUUCAUUUAGAUAAAAAUGAUAAAUUCAAACUAUUGAAAGAAUAAUUAACAUCAUUCAAUAAAUAAGUAAAUCUAUAUAUACAAUUAGUUACAAUAAGCUGAAAUUAGUAAAAUAACUCCUUAAAAUUUCCCUUCUCGUUAUAAUUUUCACUCUUAGAUUUUAUAAUUAUUAAGAGAAGCUUUAUUAUCAUCUAAUAAACAAUAAUAAGAAGAAUUUAUUUAAAAAAUAUAUGAUUGGAAUAAUCAAGAAUAAACAAGUUCAAUAAAAAGUAGAUGUAAACACAUUCAAUCUGUUGAUUUUAAAUAUGAAAGUUCCAAUUUUGAUGGUACAACAAAUGAUGAAACUAAAAGACAUUUCUUAGAUUUUAAUGAACAAAAGUAAUUACCCAGUUAAAUUAUAUAAGAAAAUAUUAAGGAUUUUAAAUAAUUGUAAAGAACUAUUCAUAAAGAAAUUGAUCCUCCUGAUCUUAGGUAUUAAUUAUAAUUUAAUUUUUAGAUUAUAAUAAUACUCUAGAAAAACAUUGAUUCAAUAAUAAUUAUAAAUCUCUUAAUUAAAACCAGACUCUUAAUCAUCUUUUUUUCCAACCUAAAAUAAUCUUAAUAGAUUCUCUGCCUAUGAAUAAUAGCAAUAAGAAAAUGAAACAGAAAAUGAAGAAAAUAAAAUGCCUAUUGAACCAAAUAAAGUUUUUCUUAAAGACGAUUAAGAUUUAAGUAUAUAAAGAUAAUAAAGUAAAUCUUUUGAAUUUAGAUAAAAUUAUUAAGCAUAUUAACCAUCUAAUUCAGAAAUUGAAGCAUCUUUAUAAUAAAGAUGGAUUACCAAUAGAUAUAAAGAACAAUAAUCUAAAAAAGAAGAUUAAGAAUUAAUUGAAUCUAUGUUAAAAUGGUCAAAAAAUAAAUCUAGAAUAUAUAAAGAAAUUGAUAGAAGAUAAGAUUCAUCUUAAUUUGGAAGUAGAUAUAAGAAUUUAGAAUUUAUUCCAGAUUCUCCUUUAUAAACAAAAAAGUAAUAUUAUAUUGGUUAUGAUCCAAAAGUGGUUAAUUUGAAGCAAUUGCCUAUUAUUGUGAAUACAUCUAAAAAUAACUCUGUUAGAACAAUGAUUUAAAUGGAAGAAUCUGUUUCUAAAUAAAAAAUUGAUACAACAAAAAAAAAAUAUACUAGUUUGUUAAAUUUAUCUAAUAUUGAUAUAACACCUUUAAAAGCAUAAUAAUCUUUAUCUAUAUAUGGUAAGUCUGAUUAAAAAAAUCGAUCAAUUUCAUAAAAGAAUAAGUUAGCAAGUGUAAUUGAUGCAUUCAGUCCUGAAAAAGUUUCUGAAGAAUAAUUAAAAGAAGUAUUUGAAGUAUUUCUUUAAUUUAUAAAAAUAUAGAUCAAAAAUAGAAUGGCUAAACAUAAAAUAGUUGUACCUUUAAAAAAAAUAAUGACUGGUUUAAUUGCUCCAACUAUAGAUAAAAAUAAUUUGUAAGAUAAAAUACCAGAUAUUGGAUCAAUGAUUAUGAACAAUCCUUUUGAAGUAGCAAAGAAAACUAAGAAGAAGAAAAAAAAGAAAAAAGAAUGA